CCUGUAUGCUGGCUGGCUGGCUGACAGUGGUAGAACUACAUACUAGAGAUACUACUGUAGGUAGACUCUGAGAUGGCAAAGAAUGGAUACCGGUACUGGGGGGUGUUCAAAGUAUGGUAGUUUAAGAAGAUACUACUAUAGUAUAAACCCCUGGAGCUUCACGAGUGGUUCAGUUCUCUCCACUCCACCUCUCUAACUGGUGCAGAACGGCCCAACACCGCUGCAGGCGACCUGCGCCCAAACCACCCAAGCAAACGGAGACCACACAGCUUCCACCACAUGCGAAAUGUCCCCAUUCGUGAGUGACAUGUGGCAUCGCCCACAACCGACCGUCUGGGGAUGUCGUUCCACAACAGCCGGUACCUAGUAAAGCGCUGGUACUCACUGGUACUAGCGGCCUUUUUUUUGCCUUACUCCAUGCUGGUCUUAAACGUCUUGAGAUAUCCAUACAUCAACGAUGGAGGGGGAGCCCCCUUUGCAUUCUCCAGCCUGUUUUUAUAUUAUCAAACUCAUUCCUCAAAUCGCAACUCUUCUAUUCUAGGUUGCAUCAAGAAAGCAAGCAUUGCUAUCAAAACAAUCUUAAACAUCGCAUACAAAUCAUAUUACCUACCUACCUACCUACCUACUUACCUAGGAAAAAAUUCAACAAAAAUGGCUGCUGCUAGAUAUUCACCCGAUAACCUGUCGCGGAGGGAGGCAUCUCCAAGACCCAAGAACGCUGAAAGGCGGCGGCCCCGCUUGCUCCGGGCCUGUGCCACGGAACCUUCCAUCACCACAUCCAACGCCUGCAAGGGCGUCCUGACGGCCCCUAACACAAGCCGGAGGGCGACCGACUUGCUCAGCCGCGUCGCCAUUUCCAAUGCCAGCUCUUCACCGCCGUCGGCGCGCAACUAUGGCAUAGACUCGGCUGAAGGUCGCGACUCCCACUUAUCACAAUCCGAAACUUCACGCUCAGCUUGCUACUUCAGCUUCCCCAGCUUCGAUGCAUGGGAAGUGGGCGAGCAUCCCGAUGAGGAGAAGACCGAGAGGGCGCCGUAAUCCCGCGACCUUUGGAAAUAUAAAGAAAAAAAAGAUAGAAAAAAAAAAACAAAAAGAGAUAGAGAGGGAGGCAGAGAGAUGCCUCGUGUGCCAGAAGGAGAAAGGAGAGGAAGAAACUGGAACGAUGGGCGUUGAGCUAGUUGAGAGCUGCGAGAGGCACGGAAUUCGCCGAGAUCCCCCGAGAAAUUCUUUUCCUUAUUCACG
Messenger RNA from Hypoxylon fragiforme, 1242 nucleotides. RefSeq lists its product as uncharacterized. Bases 340 to 1038 code for a protein of 232 amino acids. The transcript has 4 exons. NCBI's taxonomy places the organism in Eukaryota, Fungi, Ascomycota, Sordariomycetes, Xylariales, Hypoxylaceae. The record is from RefSeq and is a predicted model, not a curated record.